AUGAUCGUAUAUUUGGUUCACCAUGGGGCAGACGUUCGUUCGAAAAACGCAGACGGUGAAACAGUUUUAUUGGUCGCGACAAAACAUGGUUUACUUGAUCUUGUUAAGUGCUUCGUUGAACAUGCUACCGAAUGGAGUUUUCAAGAAGUUUGCGUAGCUCUUCACAGCGCAAUAGAGUCUCGUUCUUUAGAAAUUGUGAAAUAUUUCGUUGACGAUUGUGGAGCUGAUAUAUAUUGUAAAGAUGAGUCAGGCAAAACCCCUUUACAUCAUGCUGUUGCUAUUGGUGCGAUGGAUAUUAUCAAAUAUUUGGUUGAACAAUGUGGCGCUGAUGUAAAUGCCAAGGAUGCUAAUGGAAAGACAGUUCUAGAUAUUGCUGUUACCAAUAAACUGCUAAAUAUUGUUAAAUAUUUGGUUGAAAAAGGCGUUGAUGUAAAUGCAAAGCGCCCGGAUAGGUGGCCAGCUGUCUCCGCUGCAAUUGCUUCUGGUAAGUUAGACAUUGUGAGGUAUCUGUUUGAGCGGGGCGCUGAUGAAAAUGGCAGGCAUCCGAAUGCUUGGACAGCUCUUUACACUGCUAUUCAUGCUGGUAAAUUGGACAUCGUGAGAUAUCUAGUUGAGAAGUGCGCUGAUGUGAAUGGCAAGAAUCCUGACAUGUGGACAGCUCUUUACACUGCUAUUGACGUUGGUAAAUUAGAUAUUGUAAGAUAUCUAGUUGAGGAGAGUGCUGAUGUAAAUGGUAAACUUACUAAAAGGUGGGAAGCUCUUUCUGCUGCAAUCUCAUCUGGUAAAUUAGACAUUGUGAGAUAUCUUUUUGAGCGGGAAGUUGAUGAAAAUGGAAAGCAUCAGGACGCAUGGACAGCUCUUUACACUGCUAUCAAAAUUGGUGGAUUGGACAUUGUGAGAUAUUUAGUUGAGCAGGGCGCUGAUGUGAAUCCUGACACGUGGAAAUCUCUUUCCGCCGCAAUUUCUUUUGGCAAAUUAGACAUUGUGAAAUAUCUAUUCGAGCGGGAGAUUGACGAAAAUGGCAAGCAUCCUGAUGCGUGGACAGCUCUUUGCACAGCUAUCGAUGUGGGUAAAUUAGACAUUGUAAGAUAUUUAGUCGAGAAAGGCGCUGAUUUAAUGAGUAAUGACCUUGCCGGUUCGACAGCUCUUUUCACUGCCGUUGUUGGCGGUGAUAUGGACAUUAUAAGACACUUAGUCGAGACGGGCGCUGAUGUGAAUAUCAAAGGAACUGAUGGACGAACAGUCUUGCACGCUGCUGUCAAUGCUGGUGCACUAGAAAUUGUAAACUAUUUAUUUGAACAGGGUGCUGAUAUAACUCUGAAAAGUGAAGUUGACGGCCAUAGUCUUGGCAUUCACAUCUUGAAGAUGGCUGUGGUAAAGAAUUCGGUUAUUUUGGUCAAUCGUCUUUUAGACAAGAACAUAGAUGUAUGGAGAGCUGGGACAUUUCUCGUUGAAGGAAGGCAAAUGAGUCUUCGUCAAUGGAGUAUUCAUCUUGGUCAUGAUGAAAUUGCAACUAUCCUAAAAAGGUCCAUAAAACAUCGUAAGAAAAUUCAGAUGUUGAAAACAAUUAAUCUUAGCCAGUUAAAGGCUGAAAUACCGAUGCAGGCUUUUAUCGCAAACACACAAUUCAAGAUUGGCGAUGGUGGAUUCUCGUGUGUCUAUGUUGGUAUCCUGAAGGAUGGAAGUGAAGUUGCUGUUAAGAGAAUUUUAGUUCAAACUAUCGGCACUUAUCACCGUGAUGAUACCUUCAUGUAUCUCAUUAUUGAUCUUUGCGAAGAAACUUUGAGAGAACUUGUUCAUGAAUGCAGUAUUGAACAUCUACAAGAGCAUGGUCCACAAAUGAUCCGCGAAAUUCUAUCAGGACUAGAAUUUCUUCAUAGUAAAGGAAUAUUGCACAGAGAUCUAAAACCAUCAAACGUCCUGGUUGAUGUCGAAGGUCGCAUGAAAUUGGCCGACUUUGGAAUAAGCCGCGUUCUAAAGGACGGUAAAUCCACACUUAAAACGUAUGCCAAAGGAACUCCGGGCUGGAUGCCGCCGGAAGUAAUUGAAGCCAUAGAUAGAAACGAAGAAGGUGCUUUCAAAAGAAAAUCUGACGUCUUUGUUGUGGGUAUGAUUGCUUUUUUCAUCUUAACCAAAGGUGAACACCCUUUCGGUUCUUCGUUAGAUCGAAUGGGAAAUAUUAUGAAAGGAGACGUUGUAAAUGCCAAGAAACUUACUGAUCCUAAUGCUCGAAAGUUUGUGUCGUGGUUGAUCAAUCACAGGAUUGAUGAUAGACCUUAUGCACACGACGCGCUGAGGGAUCCUUUCGCUAACAGAGACUGA
Messenger RNA from Dendronephthya gigantea, 2322 nucleotides. RefSeq names its product putative ankyrin repeat protein RF_0381. NCBI's taxonomy places the organism in Eukaryota, Metazoa, Cnidaria, Anthozoa, Malacalcyonacea, Nephtheidae. The transcript is spliced from 3 exons. Bases 1 to 2322 code for a protein of 773 amino acids. The record is from RefSeq and is a predicted model, not a curated record. Gene Ontology annotation, molecular function: ATP binding; protein binding; protein kinase activity. Gene Ontology annotation, biological process: protein phosphorylation. Gene Ontology annotation, cellular component: cytoplasm.